This is a messenger RNA of Hipposideros armiger (great roundleaf bat), 2278 nucleotides long. RefSeq names its product homeobox D4 (gene HOXD4). Lineage: Eukaryota; Metazoa; Chordata; Mammalia; Chiroptera; Hipposideridae. The record is from RefSeq and is a predicted model, not a curated record. Gene Ontology annotation, cellular component: nucleus; nucleoplasm. The transcript is spliced from 2 exons. The coding region runs from base 1224 to 1991 and encodes 255 amino acids. Gene Ontology annotation, biological process: anterior/posterior pattern specification; positive regulation of transcription by RNA polymerase II; embryonic skeletal system morphogenesis. Gene Ontology annotation, molecular function: RNA polymerase II cis-regulatory region sequence-specific DNA binding; DNA-binding transcription factor activity, RNA polymerase II-specific.
GAACCCGGAGGUAGUAACGUUGUCUAUAUAUACCCUGUAGAACCGAAUUUGUGUGGUAUCCACAUAGUCACAGAUUCGAUUCUAGGGGAAUAUAUGGUCGAUGCAAAAACUUCACAUUUCUCCGAAAUAGCCUGAAUCGGAAGGAAAGUCCAGAAGCAUCCUGGGCGCGUCAGUUGCCUCUUUUUGUUUUAUUACCUUGGACUCCAGCAAGAUCGACUGAGCCUGGUGUCACAGAGCACCGUUUUCCUAGAGACUCUCCUCAACCUUUAAACAGAGGCUCUUGUGUAAACCCCUAGUUGGUUGCACGAAUCCAGGGUGAAAGGGCUAAGUUUUGGGGGGCUGGGGCGUGAAGUGGGCGGCCAGGUAACCCCAGCUCUGCCCUGGAGGAGUAUGAAGUCAGAUGGUGCCAGUGAGGGGGCUGCCGCGUGGGAAGGAGGCACGAUGGGAAGGCGUGCAGGGUCCUUUGGGGCUCAUUUGGGUGAGGUACGGACACCCUCACCACCUUUCUGGCCCACCCCUCAGCUGUACCGUCCGAGGCAACGGGCCUCUUGUUAUACUGUCAAGUCCCGGCUUUGGCUAGAAGCACCCUGGCUUGGGCACUCGCAGAAUGCUUGGCGGUUACUCAUUGCCUCAAUUGAUUCUGGCCAGCCAGAUUGUGGUAACUUUUGGGUGACCCUGACGAAGACAAAGCCGGGACUCGGCCUUUGUAUGGCAGAGUCCCCGUUCCUGUGUCUGGGCUAGAGCCUGGCCUGCCUGGGGGUACUCUGCCCAACUCAGAAGCUGCCUUGUCUACUACCUACCUGCCUUUUGGUGUUCUACACCCAAACAGAUAUGGGCAUUCAUCCCCCCUUGAACUGUACCCAUUUUGGGGGGCUGCUUUCAAGUGGGGUGAGAGGGCACUUGAGGUUAGAAAGUCAGUGGAAGACAAAAGCUGGGAUUACCUUUGAGGAAUGAGGGUGCUGGGGGCUAGAACUAUAUUAACAUAUGAUGGGGGCCCUCAAACGUGCCACAGCGAGUCACUUGAUUACACGUAUGUUAUUUAGUUAAAUUUGUAAAAAUUAUGAGAUGCUCACCAACCCGGUGAUAAACUCGCUCCCUCGCUAUUGGCUGGCCUGGUCACAUGGCCGCCAACUUUAUUCAGUUGACAGCAAGUAGGAGGGCCCUAUGGAAGGAGAAAAAAAGACAACACGAGAAAAAUUAGUAUUUUCUACCUUCUGAAAUUAAUGGCCAUGAGUUCGUAUAUGGUGAACUCCAAGUAUGUGGACCCCAAGUUCCCUCCGUGUGAGGAAUAUUUGCAGGGCGGCUACCUAGGCGAGCAGAGUGCCGACUACUACAGCGGCAGCACGCAGGGUGCCGACUUCCAGCCCCCGGGGCUCUACCCACGGCCAGACUUCGGUGAGCAGACCUUCGGAGGCGGCGGCGGCCCGGGGCCCGGUUCGGCGCUGCCCAAUCGGGGUCACGGGCAAGAACCCGGUGGCCACUACGGCGCUCCAGGAGAGCCGUGCCCUGCUCCCCCGGCGCCCCCGCCCGUGCCCCUGCCUGGUGGCGCCCGGGCCUGCAGCCAGCCCGGCGGCCCCAAGCAGCCGCCCCCCGGGACAGCACUCAAGCAGUCGGCUGUGGUCUACCCAUGGAUGAAGAAGGUGCACGUGAAUUCGGUGAACCCCAACUACACUGGCGGGGAGCCCAAGAGGUCCCGGACGGCCUACACCCGGCAGCAAGUCCUAGAACUGGAAAAGGAAUUUCAUUUUAACAGGUAUCUGACGCGGCGCCGUCGGAUCGAAAUAGCUCACACCCUGUGUCUGUCGGAGCGCCAGAUCAAGAUCUGGUUUCAGAAUCGAAGAAUGAAAUGGAAAAAAGACCACAAGCUGCCCAACACCAAAGGCAGGUCCUCCUCGUCCUCGUCCUCCUCCUCCUGCUCCUCCUCAGCUGCCCCCAGCCAGCAUUUGCAGCCACUGGCCAAGGACCACCACACGGACCUGACGACCUUAUAGAAGUGGGGACCCUGGGCCCAUCCCUUCCUGCACUCCCGGCUGAGCCGAAGCUGCGGGGGCAGGCCGGGCCCGCUGUCACCUCGCUGGGCUCUAAGGUACUGUGGGGUGGACCUGGGACAAACAGGCCGCCUUCGGACUAGGUUAGCAUCUUGCCCGAGGGCAGCCCCCUCCCUGGAGCUGGGAUGGGGGUGGGAGGGGGGCGGGAUUCUCUCUCUAAGCAUAUUAUCACAUGGCAGGAGCUACUGAAACAUAAAACCUUGGCGAGUCAUUAAACUCAUGAAAAUCUC